AUGGCAGCCGUCUCGUCGACCUUCAAAGCCGCUGCUGCGGGCAUUGCAACAGAGACGCGACUAGCGGCACCCGUAGCGUCCAGUGCGCGCUCAGUCGGCCUGCCCAAGUCCUCCUUCUCUGGCAACUCGCUCAAGGCCACCACCUCCUCCCCUCAACAUGCCGCCAGGUCCUCGCGCCGCUCGCGCGCGACGCCCCGCGCACAGGGGAACAUCGAGGGCAAGCCGACGGUGCUGGUGGCGGAGAAGCUGGGCAGCGCGGGGAUCGACCUGCUGAAGAAGAUCGCGAACGUGGACUGCUCGUACAACCUCACGCCGGAGGAGCUGUGCGCCAAGAUCUCGCUGUGCGACGCGCUCAUCGUGCGCAGCGGAACCAAGGUGACCCGCGAGGUGUUCGAGGCGUCGAACGGGCGGCUCAAGGUGGUGGGGCGCGCGGGCGUGGGCAUCGACAACGUGGACCUGCACGCCGCCACGGAGGCGGGCUGCCUCGUCGUCAACGCGCCCACCGCCAACACCGUCGCUGCCGCGGAGCACGGCAUCGCGCUGCUCACCGCCAUGUCGCGCAACAUCGCGCAGGCCGACGCGUCCAUGAAGCGAGGCGAGUGGAAGCGCAGCAAGUACAUCGGCACGUCGCUGGUGGACAAGACGCUGGCCGUGCUGGGCUUCGGCAAGGUGGGCUCGGAGGUGGCGCGCCGGGCCAAGGGGCUGGGCAUGCACGUGAUCGCGCACGACCCGUACGCGCCGGCGGACAGGGCGCUCGCCAUGGGCGUGGAGCUGGUGUCGCUGGACGACGCGCUGCAGCGCGCCGACUUCAUCUCGCUGCACAUGCCGCUCACGCCCGCCACGGACAAGCUGCUCAACGACGACGCCUUCGCCAAGGCCAAGCGCGGCGUGCGCAUCGUCAACGUCGCGCGCGGCGGGGUCAUCGACGAGGACGCGCUCGUGCGCGCGCUCGACAACGGCCAGGUGGCGCAGGCGGCGCUUGACGUGUUCACGGAGGAGCCCCCCGCGGCGGACAGCGCGCUCGUGGUGCACCCCAACGUCAUCGCCACGCCGCACCUGGGCGCCAGCACCACCGAGGCGCAGGAGGGCGUGGCGGUGGAGAUCGCGGAGGCCGUGGUGGGCGCGCUGAUGGGCGAACUGGCGUCCACCGCCGUCAACGCGCCCAUGGUGCCCGCCGAGGUGCUGGAGGAGCUGGCGCCGUAUGUGGAGCUGGCGGAGAAGCUGGGGCGCCUGGCGGUGCAGCUGGUGAGUGGCGGCGCGGGCGUGAAGGACGUGAAGGUGACGUACCGCACGGGGCGCAGCAGCGAGGACCUGGACACGCGGCUGCUGCGCGCCAUGAUCGCCAAGGGGCUCAUCGAGCCCAUCUCCAACGCGUUCAUCAACCUGGUCAACGCCGACUACGUGGCGAAGCAGCGCGGCAUCCGCAUCCGCGAGGAGCGGCAGCCCGUGGACGUGGACGAGUCGGUGCCCGUGGACACCAUCGUGCUCGAGAUCACCCACGUCAGCUCCAAGCUGGCGUCCGCUGUGAGCGAGGAGGGCACCAUCACGCUGGGCGGCAAGGUGAAGGACGGCGUGCCGCACCUGAUCCAGGUGGGGCGGUUCAGCACGGACAUCGAGCUGGAGGGCAGCCUGCUGCUGUGCCGCCAGGUGGACCAGCCGGGCAUGAUCGGCACUGUGGGCAUGCUGCUGGGGUCGCACGACGUCAACAUCUCCUUCAUGAGUGUGGGUCGCACGGGCCCCAGGAAGCAAGCACUCAUGGCCAUCGGUGUGGACGAGGAGCCCAGCCGCGAGGUGCUCAGAGACAUCAACUCCAUCCCUGCCCUCGAGGAAAUGGUCUUCCUCAAGCUCUGA
Messenger RNA from Closterium sp. NIES-65, 1851 nucleotides. NCBI's taxonomy places the organism in Eukaryota, Viridiplantae, Streptophyta, Zygnematophyceae, Desmidiales, Closteriaceae. The record is from the annotation of a GenBank genome assembly.